GCGGUACUUCCGUUCUCAUUCGCAGGUGUUUUCUGGCCGGCCGACUCAACUGCUCUGGAGGAUCGCGCGCGACUGAGCAGGUCCCUCUGGAGAAGCCAUGACCCGGUGGGCACGAGUUACCACUACAGGUAGCAAGAGACCACUUGCAGCCACAGCAUGGGAGGACAUGAAGGAGGGGUCCCCGCAGGGGAGGCGCUCAAAGCGUCAAGAACCUGGAGCCAGUAGACUGUCCCUUCAAAAUGACACACCCCAAGCAAAACAUAAAAAGAACAAAAAGAAAAAAGAGUACUUAAAUGAAGAUGUGAAUGGAUUCAUGGAAUACCUGAGACAGAACUCACAGAUGGCUCCCACUGGGGAAGUGAUAGCCACAGACAGCCCGGAAAUGAGAGAAGAGAUUGCAGUUGCUUUAAAGAAAGACAGUCGUCGGGAAGGAAGACGAUUGAAAAGACAAGCAGCCAAGAAAAAUGCAAUGGUGUGUUUUCAUUGUAGAAAACCUGGCCAUGGAGUUGCUGAUUGCCCCGCUGCCCUUGAAAACCAAGACAUGGGCACUGGGAUAUGUUACCGGUGUGGGUCCACAGAGCAUGAAAUAACGAAGUGCAGAGCUAAAGUGGACCCAGCUCUUGGUGAAUUUCCUUUUGCAAAAUGCUUUGUUUGCGGGGAAAUGGGGCACCUGUCUCGGUCUUGUCCUGACAAUCCCAAAGGACUUUACGCUGAUGGUGGUGGCUGCAAACUUUGUGGCUCUGUGGAACAUCUGAAGAAAGAUUGCCCUGAAGGUCAGCGUUUGGAUAGGAUGGUCACUGUCGGCCGCUGGGCAAAGGGAAUGAGUGCAGACUAUGAAGAAGUUUUGGAUGCACCUAAAAUGCAGAAACCCAAAACAAAGAUACCUAAGGUUGUUAAUUUUUAGUAAUGAUUGAUGCUGUUAUUAAUUGCCGCCUCAUUAUUUUCCAAGCUGGGGCUACUUUACAGGUCUGAGCUGCGCUCCCUCCGUGUUGAGCCUUUUUGUAGAUACUGCACUGAUCUACACGGAGUCACAACCAGUGUGCUGGUCUCUGUCCAGCAGUAGUGCUUCUGUUGUUUGGCGAAGUCCCUGGGGAAAAGUGAGAUGAUUGAAGUGGGUUCCCUAAAAGGACCUCUUUGAACAGAUGGAACUUAGUCAUAACUAAGUUGUUAUACACCUGAUUGUAACAGUCAUCUUUUUAAAAAGCAAGAUUAUGCAUUAAAGUGAAUUAUCCUUACACAAAGCCUUCUGCUUUGCAUUUGUAAAUGAAUUUCUGGUUUAUACUAUUCUUUUGGUUCAAAAUAGCAAUUUAUUAUUACGGUAGAAGUUUAUUUAUAAGUUGCUACAAAAUCUGUACUUUUAAAAUACUGGAUAAAAUGCACUGACUCUUUGCUUGUAUUUCUCAGUACCUGAGUCUAGAAUAAACUGUCCCUGUGUAUUGAUAUGUAUAUAACACUCUGUUUGGAAAGGUGUCUUACGAAUCCUAGCUGGGGUAAACUAGGAUUUUGCUUAAUUCUUGUUUUAGUUUUGAUAUUAAAAGAUUUUGUAAAAAUAAAAUGAAAUCUCAGCAGCA
This is a messenger RNA of Chinchilla lanigera (long-tailed chinchilla), 1571 nucleotides long. RefSeq names its product zinc finger, CCHC domain containing 9 (gene Zcchc9). NCBI's taxonomy places the organism in Eukaryota, Metazoa, Chordata, Mammalia, Rodentia, Chinchillidae. The transcript is spliced from 6 exons. Bases 98 to 904 code for a protein of 268 amino acids. The record is from RefSeq and is a predicted model, not a curated record. Gene Ontology annotation, molecular function: zinc ion binding; nucleic acid binding.